This is a messenger RNA of Galdieria sulphuraria, 3392 nucleotides long. RefSeq names its product guanosine-3',5'-bis(diphosphate) 3'-pyrophosphohydrolase. Lineage: Eukaryota; Rhodophyta; Bangiophyceae; Galdieriales; Galdieriaceae. Gene Ontology annotation, biological process: guanosine tetraphosphate metabolic process. The transcript has 2 exons. Bases 50 to 3184 code for a protein of 1044 amino acids. The record is from RefSeq and is a predicted model, not a curated record.
GAAGUUUGGGUUGCGUUUCUGGUUUAGUCUUCGGAAUUGUUCUUUCUGUAUGAAAAAAGUUACAUUUCGUCGAAACGGGAAGCUACGCGCAGACUGUCUGGAAGCAAGGAAGAAGAAUGCCAAGGGGGGACGGAUUGACGAUUCUUUUGUUUAUGUGCCUUUCACCCAACUGAAGGAAACAAGCAAUACCUUUGAAAAUAUUGUUUCAACUUAUUCCACUGAACAGACGGGAGAACAAGCAGACGAGUCUUACGUGAGACGAGGAGACAGUUUUCCCGACGAUGGGAGGAGUUGCUAUAAGCCUUCUUGUGAUGUGAACUGUAAAAAUUAUAAAUUUUUCUACUCACACAAUAAGAAGUUGAACGCUAAUCUUGAUGAAACAAAUGAGAGUAUAGUAUCAACUGGAGACUCACUAAAUUCAACUUCGGAAGCUCUAGCCUAUUACUUUAUUGAUCUAUCUCCGAAACUUGAUUACUUAAGUUCUAUAGAUCGAACAAGUAUUUUAGCAGCACUUGAAUUCGCUUAUGAGGCUCAUAAAGGUCAGUUUAGAAAGUCAGGAGAGCCUUUUAUCAUACACCCAAUUGCUGUAGCUGCAAUCUUGGCUGAUUUGAAAGUUGAUAGAGAUACAGUCAUAUCAGGCUUGUUACAUGAUACAGUGGAAGACACAUCAGUAACUUUUGAAACAAUUGAAACGAUUUUUGGGAAGGAUGUUCGCCGUAUUGUUGAAGGCGAAACGAAAUUCUCUAAACUUACUUCAACGAUAGGAGCUUCGCUCGAUAAGAAGGAAAACAGAAUACAGAAUGGGUCACUUUCAGAUCUUGACAGGAUAAGACGCUAUUCUCAAGACGUUGAUUACAAUUCUUUUUACCUUUCCGGUGCAGAUGACAAGCAAUGUGAAUAUCUAAAACACAUUUUUAUUGCAAUGACAGAAGAUGUCCGCGUAAUUCUUGUGAAACUAGCUGAUCGUUUGCACAAUAUGAGAACUCUCGAAUACAUGAGCCCCGAAAAACAAAAGAAAAUAGCUCGUGAAACUUUGGAAAUAUUUGCUCCGCUUGCACAUCGACUGGGUUUGGGUAGAAUACGAGUUGAAUUAGAAGAUAUCUCCUUUCGUUUUUAUUAUCCUAAGAAAUUUCUCAAAGUAUUGUCUCAGUUAUCGAUCUUUAAAGCAAAUAACAAAGUGGAUCUUUGUCUGGAUGAAGCUCGAAUUUGUUUAAAACAACUUUUGGAGCAAGACCUCGUUUUGAAGCCUCUGAUUAGAAGGCUUGAAAUUGAAGGCCAUACAAAACCUUUAUACACAAUAUAUAAGAAAAUGCAAUCUGGAGCUAGUUUGGAUGGUAUUUAUGAUUUGGCCAGUAUAAGGAUAGUGGUUGAGCUGAAGAAAGAUAUUGUUGAUCAGUGGAAACGUGAGGAGCGCAAGUCUAGUUGUGGACAGAGAGACCCAACAGCACAGUGGAAUUGGUUGGAAAUCUUAAAGAGUUCAGAGAGAAUAGAGGAGGACUUUGCACAGAUCAGUACGGCAUCGUUUUACGAAAGAAAUGUUUGUUAUCACAUUUUAGGUAGCAUUCAUUCUUUGUGGAAACCAAUUCCUGGCAAAUUGAAAGAUUACAUUGCAUUUCCAAAGCCCAACGGUUAUCAGUCAUUACAUACAGUAAUACUCUUUGAUUCUAAGUAUGGUUCAUUGCCCUUGGAAAUACAAAUAAGAACGCAAACAAUGGAUGAGAUAGCAGAACUAGGAAUAACUUGUCGUUUUUUCCUGGAUUCCAAUGAAGGCGAAAAAACUUGUAUAGAUUGGCGAAGAAGGACAAUUGCCUGGUUAAAGUCACUUAGAGAUUAUUGUGACGAGUUUUCAUACUCUAGUACUGAUUUGAUUGACGCAGUUAGAAAAGACUUACUUGGCCAUCGUAUCUUUGUUUUUACUCCGAAAGGUUACAUUCUCGAUUUGCCAAAAGGAUCUACUCCAAUAGAUGCAGCCUAUCAUAUUCAUUCAGACUUGGGACACAGUAUGAUUGGCGCGAGGGUUAACGGAAGGUUCGUUCGUCUAGACCAUGUCCUUCAAAAUGCGGACGUAAUCAAAAUCGUCAAGGGUGACUCUGCUACUGGUCCUAAACCAGAUUGGAUUCAUAUGGCUCGAAGUAGAACUGCCAGACAAAAAAUUAGGCGAUACCUUCGUCAAAGAGAAAGGAUAGAGCUUAUUCAUAAAGGAAAAGAAGAAUUGGAGCAAAUGUGCCGAGAGAUGAACUUGAUACUUCCUUCGUCUUCUGAAAUACUAUGUGGUCUUCAAAAAUUAUUACAUUUAAGCAAGAAGCGAAUAACUUUGAGAACAAAAAAUUCAAGCAAUGCCAGUUCACUUGUCCAGUGGUUGGAGUCCUUGAAAAGCUGUGAUGAAUUUUACAUUUCUGUUGCCAAAACUUUAGGAGACCCGACAGGAGAGCUUCGGAUGGACUGGUUGAGACUUAUUCUGAGAUUCCUUCAUAUUCGAACUCAGUCAACAAGUCAUGACCACGGAGCUUCUCCAGGAACUAUCAAUUUGUCUAAAUACAAGAUAGGGGCGGCCUCAACAAUAACAUCGAACCAAGACAUGAACUCUAGCAGUUCUCAUCGACAAAAAGUUGAGUGGAAACCAAAAAUAUUUGUGUCAAGAUGCUGUCUACCUGUAAUCGGUGAUGAGAUUGUUGGAGUCCUUGUAGAUGGUGACACGUUAAUGUUGCAUCGGAAGGACUGCUCUUCAACGAGUUCCCAAAGAGACUCUUCUGCAUUCUUUCAUCUUGCCUGGAAAAAUUUGUCUAAUUGUCUUCAUUACUCAAAAUUGGAGACCAAUAAUCAUUUAAAUAACAGUUUAUUUCCUACGAGACUGGUCAUCAAAGCCAAAGACACUGUUGGUCUUCUUUCGUCAAUUGCUGGAGCCAUAAGUCAACAAGGUUUUUCUAUCACACGCUCAGCAAGUAACUGUGAAGAUGGAACAGAAUUGGCAACUUUGUUCUUUGAAGUCCUUGUCGGGCACGUAAAUGACAUAGUCUCUAUAACUGCUUUACUAAGGAGUUACACAGAAGUGUUUGACGUUCAGCGAGUUAUUGACGUCCAAUGUUUGAAAUGGUGUGUUUCUAAUACAUACACUGAUCGAAACUUGCAGAUGCCAGCCGAAUUGCUUGAGCUUCCGGAUGACAUAUUGAAGCCAUCUCAUUGACUGCUCGUAGUUUUGUAUGUUGUAUGAUGACUAAUUUUAACUUCAAGGUGAAUUACAUUUUAAAAAGUAUUUGUCUAUAGUCUCAUGAGAAACAGCUUUUUGGCUUCCAACAUAUGGGUGACGACAUUCACAUAUAUGUUGUUUUAGAACUUUCAUGUUCUUAAAGUUUUCUUUGCAUCGAUGACAAAAUAAAGGCUGUUUCAACAAA